AUGGAACCAUUAGGAAUCGCGUUCUCCAGUGAAGUCAACAAAGCUGUUGCAGCGUCGGUGCAGAGUCAACAAGCUUUGUUAGUGUAUUGUUCUGGUGGCGAUGAUUCGUGGUUAAAUUCGUGGUUUACCAAAGAUUUGGGAUUAAAGGUUAAGGAUCGGUGUGUUGCUUUGAAAUUGAGCCAAAAUUCGCAAGAAUUUAGUUACUUCAAAGCUAUUAUCCCGAAUAUCGCUGCUCCUAGCGUUUGUUGCAUCAGAAAUGGUCAAGUACAAGUUGUUUUGGAUGAGAAAAGUGAUGCUUCGAAGUGUUCGCAGGAACUAACGGAUUAUUUGAUGCCUCAGGAAUCGAAUGUCACGUCUGCUGUGGGAACACGCAAGAUUUCGAAAGAUGUUGAGUCCUAUCAGAAGGAUUUGAUGGAACAAAGACGUAAGGAAAGGGAAGAAAGAAACAGGAUUCGGAAACUUGUAGAAGCCGAUAGGAAAGAACUCAAAUCACGCGAACGCUGUUUGAAAGCCGAAGCUUCGGGACAUAAGGAACCAAAGGAUAAUUACAUCAAGAAUUUAGGUUCCAAAGCUAACAAGUGUGCACUUUUGUUUCGGUUGUUCGAUGGUAACUCAAUCAGUCACGAGUUUCCUUCAAAUUUGACUUUGAAAGAAGUACGGCAGUGGGUAGCUCUUAAUCGUACCGACGGGAACACACCUUACGUUUUCCAUCGUGCUAUUCCAAGGUCUACAUUCCAAAAAAGUCAAGAAUCCCAGAAUUUAAGUGAUCUGAACUUAACGCCGAGAUCCGCACUCAUUCUCAAACCUCUAGAUACAGAGGAUUUGAAUCCACGCAUAAUGAAUGCCCAGGAUCCUGGAUUGUUGGGCAGAAUGUACAAUUCGGUUUCCAAUUGGUGGGCUACUCCGGCAAAGGAAACGCAGCCCGCGUCUGAGGGUAAUGCGAAGGCCUCACAAUCCGAAGACGCAACGUCAGAACCUUCUUCUAAGUACGUUUCUCCAGCGACUUCACCGUUCUUGAGUCAUCGUCUGGGUAGAAAUCCAUCAGAAUUGAGCCUACCUUCAAGACCAGUGUCACCUAACGUUUACAAAUUUGUGAAUUCGGGCGACAAAGCUGAGGAAGAUCGAGAUGAAACGUUCAAUGGUAAUAACGUUAGUUUAGAAGAUAAGAAAAAGGAUUAA
Messenger RNA from Lachancea mirantina, 1179 nucleotides. The record is from the annotation of a GenBank genome assembly. Lineage: Eukaryota; Fungi; Ascomycota; Saccharomycetes; Saccharomycetales; Saccharomycetaceae.